ACAUGCACGAAAAUUAUACUUUCUUUAUGAAUGCAUUAAGAAGUUGGAAACGAAAACUAUUGUGUUUUUCUUUAAAUAGCAACAUUUGAACAUUGUAAAAAGUAAUGUAAUAUGACGCAAUCUUAAACUGAAAUAAAUUGAUACUUCUAUCAUUCACUAUAAUAAGUUAUUAAAACUAUGUUUGCGUCAGCUAUAUCCUUAUUAUUGUUUUACAAUGUUUACAAAUCUAUUUUCUGAUCGUCAUACUUUAUAUUUCCAAUGAAACUUCUGUUAUAACAAUGUAAAUGAUUACGAGCAAACAUUUUUUUUUAUAAAAACGGAAAUUUAAACGCUUUAAAUAUAGCAUGAGGUUUAGCGGUGUCGUCGUUUGACAUGUUGUAGUGAGCUUAACAUUACAAUUACCAAAGGAACCUGAUGUUAAAAACACAGAGGAAUCUGUGAAAACCUUGUAGAUGUCACACUGUGUUAAAAAGAUGUAGAACAUUGUGUUGUUAACAAGAUUUUUUCGUAAAACUCGUACGAAAAAGAAAGACAUGCGGCACUCAGGUCGAUUGUUCUCCAGUUUGAGACAUGAGUAAACAGUGAUUAGGUGCACUGUAGAGAAUAGUGGGAAUAAUGAGGGAAAUGAAACGGACAUUUUCAUUUCUCUUGUUCCUGUUAGCGGGUGGGGUACAGUCUAGUACGUUAUACCAAUGGAUUGUUGACAGUCAAACAAGGUUCAACUAUGACCCAAAUCCGAACAACGCAUUAGGUGUGUAUAAUUGGCCGAGAACGUAUGGUGAAGACUGCGGAGGGGAGCAUCAAUCACCGGUUGACAUUCAAACAGAUUUGGUCCGUUACGGCGUCUCAUGUCAAUGCCCUCGAAUGAUCUACUCUAGCAACAUUCUUCGUGGCAAGUUCAAAAAUAAUGGACAUUCUGCUGAGUUUGAACCCGAGGACGAGCGAAUGCUUCAGCUGACAAAUGUACCAUAUCGAUCUGGAAUGUACAAACUGCACGACUUCCAUCUUCAUUAUGGUGGAGUUACGGGCAGAGAUUUCGAAUUACAGGGUCUACGGUUCAGGGGAAGUGGUAUUAUGUCCGCUGGUUCCGAACAUACCAUCGACGGACUAAGGUUUGAAGGCGAGCUUCAUUUUGUGUUUUACAAUAGUAAUUACAAGGAUCUGGAAGAAGCAGACAACAAAACAGACGGUGUCGUAGUCAUUGUUGUCAUGAUUCAGAAAAUUCAAGGAAGCAUGGCAAACAGUGGCGAAACUUCCAGAUUCUCAGAAUUCCUUGAGAUGAAUAUUCCGCGGAUAUUCCCAUAUCAAGCGAACGCUAGUACAGAAGUAGACCUGACUAUGUUCUUCAACCGAGACUGUGAAUUCUACACCUAUGCCGGAAGCACGACAACACCAACAUGUCACGAAUCUGUUCGCUGGAUCAUUCUAAAGGACCCAAUUAUGGUAACAGAAGAAGCGUGGUUUUUACUUACCGGUCUUCAGUCACGUGGCGAUUUCAACUCCAGGUUUGGUAAUUACAGAACAACGCAACCACUGAAUGACAGAGUAAUCGAGGCAAACUUUGACCGGCCAAAUGGCCCAGUUCGACCGUCACCUAACGGUGAAGCAUUAAUGAUGAUGAUGUUAGAAAUGAUAAAUAUGACAAUGGAAAUGAUGAAUCAAGAUUUAAACAUACAAAACAUGCCUAUGAUGUUAAUGGGCAGAAGUGCUUCAUCACCAGUUGGAAAUGUUCGCGAUAUGCCUUUAAUGUUAAUGUCGAUGCUACAAAGCACAAAUAUGCCGAGUCUUAAUGGGAAUACUCAGAAUAUACCUAUGAUGAUACCUAUGCUGAGAGAUGCAAAUGUUCCAAACCUUAAUGGAAAUGUGCGUGGCAUGCCUAUGAUGUUGAUGCCGAUGCAAAAAGAUGAGAACGUGCCGAAUCUGAACGGAAAUAUGCGGGAUAUGCCAAUGAUGAUGCCCAUGCAGAAAGAUGCAAAAGUUCCAAACCUGAAUGGCAACGUGCGUGAUAUGAGUGGAAAUACAAGAAAAAUGCAAAUGAUGAUGACGCCUACGCAAACAGAUGCAAAUUUGCAGAAUCGUAACGGAAAUAUGCUGGAAAUGCCGAAAAUGUCAAUGUCAAUGCUGAACAGCCCAAAUAUACCAAAUCUAGUCGAUACGAUGCCUACAAUGAUGCCGACGCCAGCUAAUGUCCCUGGAAUGCCGAUGUUGAUGAUGCCAAUUCAAAGAGAUUUGCAGGUGCCAAACCUUAACGGAAAUGUUCCAGGCAGAGUUCCUAUGGGAAUGCCGAAUAUUCCAGUAUUUGACAGAAAUGUUGCCACAAUGAUGUCUCCCGGUAUGGGCAGGAGAGGAAAUGGUCCAAAUUUAGACGGUAAUGUAAGAGGGAUACAAAGACCUGGGUUUUCUAUGCAAACUGAUGUUGCUGGACAACGAUCAAGUGUGAGAAAUAAUAAUAGAAACAACAAUAUGAAUAAUGAAAAUAAUAAUAACAACAGCAACAACAAUAAUAAUAAUAAUAAUAAUAACGGUAUGAUGAGUAACAUGCAGAAUCUUCGACCACUACUAUGGAAUCUGUGGCGUUAAAUUAUAAACCUUAAAGUUAAUUAUUAGUCCAGAAAUGGUAAUAUCAUACAGCCUUAAUGUCGAGUCAAGUGCAUUGAGUGUAAAAUUUUACGUCUUAUCAGAAAAUAGAAACCGUUUCCGCGACUUUGAAUAUUGUCACUAUUGAAAACGUAUCUUUCACAGAUCAUGGCAUCUGCGUGUUCUUAUCUAUCUUCAUACAAAAUAUCUGACAAAACAUGCCGUGUAUACCUCUUGAUAUUAUGCAAUCAGCUGAAAUACCAUUUGGCAUUACUGACAUGCUUUCAUACUAAAUUAUUUCAUUAUAUAUCACAAUGUAUGUACAUAUUGUAUGAAAUCAUUAUGAUGUCUUAUCUUCAUGCAUGCAUGAUCACAAUUACUGUUUAAGUUACAGUUUUUACGGAAUCAAAUUGAGUAUGCCGUUCACUAAACAUUCUGGAUGAUUUGAGUCAAAUAAUUGAAUGUGAGAAGACGUUCAAUAUUUAUUCGUUUGGUGAUGGGUGUUACAUAAUCAUGACAUUACCUCAAACCGUUUCAAGAGAAAAUCAUGUAGUUGCGCAAAUAUUAUCAGCUGAGUUAUAUUUGCCAAAAGGGAAAAUUUUGUAUGUGACAAUUAAUAUUGAUGACACGUUUUCAGUUCAACUGCGCACAAAAUGCUCAAGUUGAGCUAAUGUGAUCGAUUGCCCUGUGUCCGGCGUCCGUCGUCGUUCGUCGUACGUCGUCCAUCAAGCGUCGUGCGUAGUCAGUAAUUUGACUGUUUACACUAUAGAGGUAGAGGUCACAAUUUUGGCUAUAUCUUAAUGAAACUUUAUCAAAAUGUUACUCUCAAUAAAAACUCGGACAAGUAACUAGGACACUAUAGGUAAAUUAAUAGGAAAACCUUGUUGCCACUCUAGAGUCCACAUUCUCAUCUUUCUAAACCUUUGUAUGAAUGUUUGUCUUCAUGACAUCUAGUCAAGUUAGAUAAUUGAGUAACAAAGUUCAUACGCUAGGCCACCGAGUCAAAUCAGAAAAAAAAUUAGAAAAACCUUAUUAACACACUAGUGGCCACAUUUUCUACUUGAAUACUACAUAUCUUUGUCAAAAUAUUUGUCUUUAUGCAUUAUAGAACAUGUUUAGAACUCGAUUGCCUCAGAUAAAAAAAACUAGGUCACAAGGUCAAAUCAAAGGAAAACAUUUUUAACACUCAAGAGGAAUACUUUUUUACUUGAUCUUUACUUGAUAUUCAUGAAACAUUUAUCAGAGUGUUUGGCUCUGUAAAUUCUAGUUUUUGAGAUCUUUAACAAGGGCACUAGGUCAAAUCAUAGAAAAAGAUUGUUAACACUUAAGUUGUCUCUAUAUAUUCAAGAUUGAAUUCAAAUCUAGGUCAUCUGACUUCAUAAACUAGGUCACUAAUUCGGAUCAUAGAAAAAGCUUAGUAACACUCUAGAUACAAGAAUUUUGAAUUGAUAUUCGUAAAAAUUUGUCGGAAUGUUUGUCUCUUUUAAAUUUAGAAUUAUUUUAAAACUGGUUUACCUGCGGUCAAAAACUAAGUCACUAGGUCAUAUCAUAGAAAAACCUUGUUAACUCUUGUGACCACAUUUUCUAUUUGAUCUUCAUAAAAUGUCAGAAUGUUUAUCUUUAUGAAAUAUAGGUUAUAUUCUAGACGGGGUAACUUGAGUUCUUCAAAUAAGUUAUAGGGACAAAUUUAAGAAAAACCUUGUAAACACUCUAAAGGCCACAUUUUCUUCUUGAGUUUCAUACAACUUUGUCAGAAUCUUUGUCUCUUUGAAAUCUAGGUACGAUUGCUUGUCUUAAUUAUCUAGGUAAAAAGUUAGGUCACUAGGUCUAAUCAUAGAAAUGCCUUUUAACACUCAAAGUGUCCCCUUUUUCUAACAGAUCUUCAUGAAAUUUGGUCGGAAUAUUUGUCUGUUUUAAAUUUACGAUAAUUUUUUUAAGUGGGAAUAAUUAGGUCAUUCUGUUAAAUUAUAGAGAAAUCGUUAUUUACACUAUACAGGCAACUUUUUCAACUCCUUCAUAAAACUUUUCAGAAUGUUUGUCUGUUUGAAAUCUUGGUUGAGUUCAAAAGUGGGGUACCUGAGGUCAGAAACUAUUUCACUAAGUCAAAUUAUUGAGAAAAAAAAACUUGGAUAAUGAUCUACCUGAUUUACAUAAAACAUGGUCAAAAUAUUUGUCUCUGUGAAAUCUAGGCCAAAUUGGAUAAAAGGUUAUCUGGGGUAAGAACUAGGUCAGGUGAGCGAUACAGGGCCUUCAGGUCCCUCUUGUUAGAAUAAGUGAUAUCUAUAAAACUAAUUUGUUCAAGAUAUUAUUUAGCACAUGUGCUAAUCUGGUAAAGACUUUUAUAUUACUUUCUGCAAGACUUUAUAAACAUAACAUUCACGCCAAGAUGUUUUCAAUAUACUUUACAGCUGUGGCAAUAUUUUAGGGCAAUGAUUAUAUUCGAUAAUCAAUAAUCGACAUGAAUAAA
Mercenaria mercenaria is the source of this 5044-nucleotide messenger RNA. RefSeq lists its product as uncharacterized. Gene Ontology annotation, molecular function: zinc ion binding; carbonate dehydratase activity. The record is from RefSeq and is a predicted model, not a curated record. The transcript has 9 exons. Lineage: Eukaryota; Metazoa; Mollusca; Bivalvia; Venerida; Veneridae. The coding region runs from base 616 to 2580 and encodes 654 amino acids.